Messenger RNA from Fonsecaea nubica, 1734 nucleotides. RefSeq lists its product as hypothetical. Gene Ontology annotation, molecular function: RNA polymerase I general transcription initiation factor activity; rDNA binding. The transcript has a single exon. Gene Ontology annotation, biological process: nucleolar large rRNA transcription by RNA polymerase I; transcription initiation at RNA polymerase I promoter. NCBI's taxonomy places the organism in Eukaryota, Fungi, Ascomycota, Eurotiomycetes, Chaetothyriales, Herpotrichiellaceae. Bases 1 to 1734 code for a protein of 577 amino acids. The record is from RefSeq and is a predicted model, not a curated record. Gene Ontology annotation, cellular component: RNA polymerase I upstream activating factor complex.
AUGGAUCUCGACGACAGCCCGGAUGAGACUGGCGACCCUGCGGACGUCAACAAUCCCUCGUCAGAAGCUGCCCAUGUAGAUGAUCAGGCACCUAGAGAUGCCCACGUUAUGCCACUCGAAACGUCCAAGGAUGCGUCUGCUCCGCUCGCGUUCCACUAUCGAAAAUGGGAACGACUUCGCAAACACUACCGGGACCAGUAUCUCGACGUAUUCAAGGAGACAUUUGGCACUGAGGACAAAGGCGAUGUCGCUGGGGAUCUACCGCCAACUCAGCUUGGGGCGGUCCUUUGGCAACCUGACGAGAAAGCUAGGUUGUACGACGCGCUGGGUCGGAAAGGCCGGCAUGAUUUGAAGGCUCUCUCGACGUUGGUGGCAACAAAGUCCGAGGUUGAGAUCAAAGCAUACUUGGACAACCUGCGAGGCCAGGACACCGACCGCCAGCUGUUUGAGGCACAACCUAAAAACAUCUCCCACGCAGACAUCCCCGCUGCUAUUGAGAUCGGCCGUCGAUGUGAGGCUGUCCUUGACACGGCCGCGGCUGCUUUGUCAGCGUUUCAAGAACAGUACGAUGCUACCGUUGGCCAAAACCGCAAUGACUUGUGGUUCAUUGAUCACGAGCUGGCGGCAGAGCUGGAUCGGAAAAGCGACGAAUUUACAACAUCUAACAACACUAGCAGCCAAGAGUCUGAUGAAACACCUGCGCCAAUUUCGGACAGAGCAAUCCGAGCUUUUCGGCUCUCGACGUUUCUCGAACUGAGCGAAUGUUUCUUCAUGAACAGAGAUGCUGAUAGCCCAGACUCAUGGCAAAAUAUAGACGAAGAGGAUGAACGGCCAGCUCUGACCCUGGACAGUGUAACUCUAUUCUACGAUUUGACUGUGAAUCUUGCAUGUCGGUUGAUACAGUCGGCUCUUUUCAUUGCCAAGUCUCGCAUCCGCGCUGCCGCGUCGAAAGACUACCAACCUGGAGAACUCGUGAGAUCUGAAGACGUGCAUGCAGCUCUGGAUGUGUUGGGGGUCACAAAGGACUGCGACACCUUCUGGAUUGGGUUGGCAAGGAGAAACGGUCUGAGAGUCGUGGACGACGCACAUCGAAGAGGAGUCGAUGCAAAGACCGCCAUGUCGUACGAGAAAGUAGAGGAAAUGUUGUCAUCUCGCUCCAGGAAUAGGUCAGACUCAAGAACAUCGACCACUUCAAGGAGAAGCGAUUCAACAUUGGACGAGACCUCAGAUGCAGAAGAUCUUGUGAGCGACAAUCUUGACGACUCUGGCUCCGAUGACGAUGAGCAGUCUUCUGCGGAGAAUAGCGACUCUGAUGCAGCAAGUGAAGGUGCAGAGGUAGAUAAUCCUAAUAGACAGGACUAUGGUUCAUCGUCCGAGGAGCAUCCAACCUCGCGGAUGCCGAGGGAGAGGCGAAUCCAGCUUCUCGAACAAGAGCAAGAUGACUACCUGGAAGAAAUGGACCGAGAAGCCCGGAGGCAGGAAGAAUCACGGUUGUUGUCCCUGAUCAGGCCCCAGGAAGCUCAAGAGGAGAAAGGCAUAAAGGAAGAAUCAUCCGUAGAGUUGGGAAGUCGACCGCGCGUGCUGAGAAAGGCUGUUGAAGACUGUCUGGGAUGGUCUGUGGAAUACGAGGCAGAAUGGGAGCGACAUAAGAGAACACGGGUUUUGGAGAGCGCAUCGGUUGCUGAGCCCGCACCGAAGAGGAGGAGACUAGAGCCUGAGAGUGACCAAGGCUGA